Malaya genurostris is the source of this 1511-nucleotide messenger RNA. RefSeq names its product glycosaminoglycan xylosylkinase homolog. The record is from RefSeq and is a predicted model, not a curated record. Bases 115 to 1479 code for a protein of 454 amino acids. NCBI's taxonomy places the organism in Eukaryota, Metazoa, Arthropoda, Insecta, Diptera, Culicidae. Gene Ontology annotation, cellular component: Golgi apparatus. Gene Ontology annotation, biological process: protein phosphorylation. The transcript has 4 exons. Gene Ontology annotation, molecular function: phosphotransferase activity, alcohol group as acceptor.
UAUGAAUAUAAGGCAGAAGCGAUGAAAGAAAGUAGAUAAACAAACCGAAAGGAUUUUUUCAUCAGUCAAGUUAGCUGUGCGUCCGGGUGCUGUUCCAAUGAGGUCUUGUUCCAGAUGACCAAACGCAGACAGCUGUAUCUGGUUGUGGUCGCCCUAUUGUCCUUCCUGUUGGUUCUCAUUUACAGUUCCAAUCUGUACUUCAUCAAUUGGCUGGCGGCGGAUCAACGGCCUCCGUUCGUCAAUGAUCUACUCGAUCGACACGCGAAGAGUCCAGUACAACGACUGAUAACCAACGGUAGCGGUUCUCGCGAAAACCAACAACAUAUUCCCAAUGCUAGCCCAAGUUUCAGUCGGUCUGGCAGUGUUCAGGCUGCAGUAGCCAAUAGAGUGUCGAAAUUGAAACCUGUGUUUAAGAAUAAAAAUCCUCGUUAUUACCCGGUGAAGAGAGGACUAUUGAGGUCCUUUGGAGCAAAAACCUUCAACAUUUCGACUGUGUGGAAAUUUGCGAGUUCCUUCCCGAAAGAGAACGAAGUAUAUCCUCUGAAAGAUGAUAGAAUCGGGAAAAUAAUUAAGGCUCUUCAGGAGGCGGAAAUCAUCCGAGCAAGGAAUACUCCUCGGGGUACACAACUUAAAUUACUGUUAGAUUUGGCUGGCAAGCAAACAGUUCUUUUCAAACCAAGCUGGUACAGCAGAAACACCACCAUCGAGGGAGAGGUAUAUUCGGGAAAAGAUCGACACAACUCGGAAAUCGUUGCUUUCCAUCUUGCAGCAGUGUUGAAUCUUCGCUGGACACCAAUUGUCGUCGGUCGACGAAUUUCACUGGAAGACAUUCAUCGUACAGCUGACGAGGAACUACGACAAACGAUGAUCAAAAACGGAACACGACAAUGCGUCUACGGUAAGUGUCAUUACUGUAAGGAAAGCGAGGCUGUAUGUGACGAUACAUUGACCGGAACGCUGGAAGGUGCCGUUUUGUUGGUUAUUCCCGGGAAAUUUGCAAAGUAUCGCUCACCCUGGCAAAGGACGUACCAAGAUGGAGUUACUGCCGAGUGGGAGAAAACGGAUGGUUACUGUACUAUAGUUAAGGACAAACUGCCCUUAAUUCGGCUGCUCGAUCUCAUCGAUGUGGCAAUUUUCGACUUUCUUAUACAAAAUGGUGAUCGACAUCACUAUGAGACGCGAGACGAUCGGGUGCUAUUAAUUGAUAACGGAAAGGGCCUAGGAAAUCCAUAUAAGGAUCAUUUUGACAUACUCGCUCCGCUGUACCAAUGUUGCAUGAUCCGGAAAACCACUUGGGAACGACUGCAGAUUUUCUCUGGUGGAGCACUGACCGAAACGUUGAAAGAAUUGAAUGAGAUUGAUUUGUUGUACCCACUGUUGACCAAAGAACACUAUUCUGCGAUCGAAAGACGCUUGCUACUUGUAUAUACCACUGUUGAGUUAUGUAGAGAGAAAUAUGGUAACAAAAUUUUUAAAUGAUGUCCGUUGACUUCUUUCCUAAAUAAAUCGAA